Molecule: messenger RNA, 5759 nt
Organism: Seriola aureovittata
Lineage: Eukaryota; Metazoa; Chordata; Actinopteri; Carangiformes; Carangidae
Product: NLR family CARD domain-containing protein 3-like
Exons: 8
Coding region: 431-3280 (949 amino acids)
Molecular function (GO): protein binding
Source: RefSeq, a predicted model, not a curated record
GAGGCAGCGUGAGUGUAAAUACAACAAGCUGUUAUUUUCCUGUCAGAAAGUCAGUAAGUAAGUUUUCUAACUGCGUGAUGUAGAGGGAGGAAUGAACUUCGGUCCAUACAGAGACACUGAGAGAAAAGGGGGAGAUUGAAUAGCGGUGUGUGUGUGUGUGUGUGUGUGUGUGUGUGUGUGUGUGUGUGUAUGUGUGUGUGUGCGCGCGCGUGUGUCCGUUUAUGUGUGACUUCUUGUAAAUGGAGCGGGGAGGAGCAACUGAAAAUGAAAGUGUUCAGUCAGUUUAAAAUCCAAGUGGAUAUCUCAGCGGGAGGGAAACAAGAGAAGGCUGAGGCAGCGUGAGUGUUAAUACAACAUGUAUUAAAGAUGAAGAUUUUGGCCUCUUGAAUGUGUUACUGCUCUCCCUCUCAGACAGACUGAAGUCCAGAAGAUGAGUGUUUGCGUGGAGGAAGAAGACAGAACAGAGUCUCCAGGAUCCAGCUGUGUGUCUAUGAAGAGUGACCAGUCCAAACACUUACCUGAAGAAUUCAGUAAUGAACCUGCAGCCUCAGACACAAAGGAGAGGACAAAGAGCAGCGUUACUACGGAGCAGCUGCUGUUGUUCUGUGCUCUGUGUCAGGACGUCCUGAAGGAUCCAGUCUCUACUAGGUGUGGGCACCGGUUCUGCAGACAGUGCAUCACCUCAUACAGGGACCAGUCUGAUUCAUCAGGACACUUCUCCUGUCCCCAGUGUGGACAAAGAUUCAGAACAAGAACUGGACCGCAGACAGUCAGUCAGACCAGCACUGAACAAACAGAUGGUGGUCUGCAGGAGCUUUUACAUCAACAUAAGAUCAGUCUGAGCAGCAGAUGUGAACGUGUGACUGAAGGAACUGAUGGAACAGGAAGUCAAACCCUCCUCAACAGGAUCUACACUGAGCUCUAUAUCACAGAGGGGCAGAGUGAAGAGGUUAAUACCCAACAUGAGGUGAGGCAGCUGGAGACAACUUCCCAGAAGAAGACCCUCCAUGACGCUCCAAUCAGGUGCCACGACAUCUUUAAAGCCUUACCUGUCCAGCAGAGACCCAUCAGAGUGGUUCUGACGACCGGCGUCGCUGGUGUUGGAAAAACCUUCUCGGUGCAGAAGUUCUCUCUGGACUGGGCGGAGGGCUUGGAGAACCACGAUGUCGGUCUGCUGGUUCUGCUUUCGUUCAGGGAGCUGAACCUGAUCAGAGAUCAGCAGUACAGUCUUCUCAGGCUGCUCCAUGUUUUCCAUCCAACAUUACAGAAGGUCACAGCAGAGCAGCUCGCUGUCUGUAAAGUUCUGUUCAUCUUUGACGGCCUGGAUGAAAGCAGACUGUCACUGGAUUUCAACAACAGGAAGUCUGUGUGUGAUGUCACACAGGAGUCAUCAGUCAACGUGCUGCUGACAAACCUCAUCAGGGGGAAUCUGCUUCCCUCAGCUCUCAUGUGGAUAACUUCCCGACCCGCAGCAGCCAAUCAGAUCCCUCCUACAUGUGUGGACAGGGUAACAGAAGUCCGAGGCUUCACUGACGCCCAGAAGGAGGAGUACUUCAGGAGGAGAUCCAGUGAUGAAGAGCUGUCCAGCAGAACCAUCUCACACAUCAAGACGUCCAGGAGCCUCCACAUCAUGUGUCAAGUCCCAGUCUUCUGCUGGAUCACUGCUACAGUUCUGGAGCACAUGUUGACCACAGACCAGAGAGGAGAGCUGCCCCAGACCCUGACUGACCUGUUCUCACACUUCCUGCUGGCUCAGACACAGAGGAAGAAGAACAAGUACCAUGAGGGACGUGAGACGAGUCCACAGGAGCUGACGGAGGCUGACGGGGAAGUUCUUCUGAAGCUGGGGAGGCUGGCGUUUGAACAUCUGGAGAAAGGAAACAUCAUGUUCUACCAAGAAGACCUGGAGCAGUGUGGUCUUGAUGUCACAGAUGCCUCGGUGAACUCAGGACUUUGUACUGAGAUCUUCAAAAGAGAGAGUGUGAUCUUCCAGAAACCAGUCUACUGCUUUGUUCAUCUGAGCGUGCAGGAGUUUCUGGCUGCAGUCUACAUGUUCCACUGUUACACAGAAAGAAAGAGACUGACAAACAUCCUGCAGGACUACCUGGAAAAAGACCACAGUGACCCAUCUCUGGAUGUUUUUCUUAGAAGAGCCACGGAGAAAUCCCUUAACAGUAAAAAUGGCCACCUGGACCUGUUUGUCCGCUUCCUUCACGGCCUCUCUAUGGACUCCAACCAGAGACUCUUAGGAGGUCUGCUGGGUCAGACAGAGAACAGUCCAGGAACCAUCCAGAGAGCCAUCACCAACCUGAAGGAGAUAAACAGAGAUACAAUCUCUCCUGACAGAAGCAUCAACAUCUUCCACUGUCUGAUGGAGAUGAAGGACCAAUCAGUUCAUCAGGAGAUCCAAGAGUUCCUGAAGUCAGAGAACAGAUCAAGGAAGAAACUGUCUGAGAUCCACUGCUCAGCUCUGGCCUACAUGCUGCAGAUGUCAGAGGAGGUUCUGGAUGAGUUGGACCUGGAGAAGUACAACACCUCAGAGAUGGGACGACUGAGGCUCGUUCCAGCGGUGAGGAACUGCAGAAAGGCUCGACUUACUGAUUGUGGACUCUCAGUGACUCAUUGUGAAGUCGUGGCCUCAGCUCUGACGUCCAGCCCUUCCCAUCUGCAAGAGCUGGACCUGAGCAACAACAACCUGCAGGAUUCAGAAGUGAAGCUGUUGUCUACCGGACUGGAGAAUUCAAACUGCAGACUGGAGGCUCUGAGAUUGGUGAACUGCAGUUUGUCAGAGAUCAGCUGUGCGUCUCUGGCCUCAGCUCUGAAGUCCAACCCCUCCCACCUGAGAGAACUGGACCUGAGUCUCAACAAGCUGCAGGAUUCAGACCUGAAGGAGCUCUGUGGUUUUCUGGAGAAUCCAGACUGUAGACUGGAGACUCUGAGAUUGAUGGACUGCAGUUUGUCAGAGAUCAGCUAUGGUUUCCUGGCCUCAGCUCUGAAGUCCAACCCGUCCCAUCUGAGAGAACUGGACCUGAGUCACAACAAGCUGCAGGAUUCAGGAGUGAAGGAGCUCUGUGGUGUUCUGGGGCAUGCAGACUGUAGACUGGAGACUCUGAGAUUGGUGGACUGCAGUUUGUCAGAGAUCAGCUGUGCUUCUCUGGCCUCAGCUCUGAAGUCCAACCCCUCCCGUCUGAAAGAACUGGACCUGAAAGGAAACAAGGAUCAGGAUUCAGGAUUGACGCUGCUGCAAGGUUUUCUGGAGAAUCUGAGAUGGAAGCGAUGAUCUGUUUAAAUGUGAGUGGUCGAGGCGCCGACUGGGCCAUGUUACUGGGAGGUAAUAGAGUGGAGAGGAGAGCUUCACUCUGAGACUCUUGACUCUCAGUGCUGUAGCCUGAACUGAUCUGAGAACAGCUCCACUGUCAGACACACGUUCAGUCCACCAUCAUCCCUGUGUGUUCCUCUAGAUCAUCAUCAGUGAAUGUGGACUGCUCCGCUGCUGCUCCGCCCUUCUACACACUCUCUGCAGACACACUGAGACUCCUCCACCUCCUCCACCUGGACUUUAUCUGCUCUCUUUUAUUUAUUUAGAUAUUGUGAACCCAAACUGACUGCAGAUCAGUUCUGUUUAUGACAACAUAGCUGUAGAUUCACACUAAAUGGUCUCAAGGCUGAACCUAUGUAGAAUCAGAUGCUUUUACAGUAUUGUUUCAUGUUGCAGUCCCACCAUGUAGAAUGAUUAUUGUACUGUAUAUUUUGUAAUUAUAGCCAUAUUUUUGUAUUAUAGUUCAUUUCCACAUGACAUUUCUAAACAAUCUUGGCUCCUGAAAACCACUUCAGCUCAUUCAAAACUCGUUCUCCUCCAUAUACACAAAGCUUUAAUGAGCUACGACCAAGUUAUAUUGUUAGCUCCCUGACUAACGAUACAGUAAACUACACCUCCAAGAACACUGACACUCAUCAGCCUUUAUCAAUUACUCCCCGAAGCUGUGGAACACACUAUGUAUAGAUAUCGGAGGAGCCAUCUCACUUAAUAAUAUUAAUAUUUUGUUUUAUUGACUUUGACUUGAUUUUUAUGGAUUGCACUUUUACUAGCGAAAGUGUAAUUUGUUCUAUUUUUAUUGAUUUUAUUGCUGACUGACGGGUUGCUUGAUUUUAAAAUAUUUAUGGCUUCAUUGAUUUUUUUUAUUUUGUUUUCAUUACUGUCUUGCUGGUGACACUGCUUCUAGUUUUAUUUGCACUAUAAUAUAAAGACACUUAUUCUAUUUAUGAAUGCUUGAAUUAACUCUGUUGCCUUGUAUGACCUGCCUGUCUUAUCCUGCUGCUCUGUGUGAAACACUUUGUAACAUCCCUUUAGAAAAGCGAUUCAUAAAUAAAGAUAAUUAGGAGUCCAUGCCCAAGUUGCGACUCCUACAGUAAUCACUCAGAUUUUCGAUAUUAUUUUUAUUUUUCUGUUGAUAAAUGUGGUACUGCACCGUAAAAGUUAUGUAAGUGAAAUUAUCAGGGGUGGUAUAGAAUGGUCCACACAUCCACGAGCAGGUGCUGCUAUAAUCAAAGGGUGUUUUGGCCAGUAACUCCCACAUUGUACAUUCAAAAACUUUACAGCCACAUGUUCCCUGAAUGUAGCCGAAUCUCUUGAUAUAGGCCAUUACCAUUUCCACCUAUUCCACAAAACUUGAUGAGAUGCAUAAGGCACAAAAAUGUGCAAAAGUGUGUUUCCAAAUCUUAAAACCAUUAAGUCAGGUACUUUUGCCAUGAUGUUAAAUGACAAAAUACUAUUUAUAAAAACUAACAUACUAUUUUAAGCCAUUUUUCCUUAGAACAUGGCAAUUUUCAGGUCUGUAUUCAACAACUUGACAUUUGUAUCUAAAAUAACACCAAUAAAUGUAAUGUUUCUUAUCAAAUCUUUAUUAUUGUCAGGAUUAUAUGUGUGUCUCUAUAAAAAUAAGAUUUAAAAAAUAAAUAAAUAAAAACAUGCUUUUUUCUGUAGAAAUGUAAUGAUUCGUGUGUGUCCCUCAUUUUGAUCUACCACCCGUCACACAUGUCUAUAAAACAUCACAAAGAGGAAGUGACAUCAUUUGAGGCUUUGGAGCAGACAGGAACUAAAGCAGGCAAGUUCUGACCAGCACAUAGAAAAUGUCUAAACAGCUGGUCUGUUUUCUCAUCAGAGGAAGCUGAACUGAAGUGGUUUUCUGGCAUCAUCAUCAUCAUCACCAUCAUCAUCGCAGCCCAUUUGAGAACUAAUGAUGUCCGUGCAGUCUCCUUUGUCCAUACAUGAGGUCCUCCUUCUGUUGGCACCAGUCAAUCAGUUUUCAGUAGACCCGUAGACUACGUCCCUUUUUAUAUACAGUCUAUGACUACAGCAGUUUGAAUCUGAAGCUGGGGAACAAUAGUCUAGACAUCCUCCAGCAUCUGAUUAGUCUCCUCUGAGUCAGGAUGUACAUCCUGCAAGGCCUUUCCAGUCUGACGGAAUAGGUAAUCUAUACCUAUUAGCUCCCCUGGGACAGACAAGACAAUAAUAGAGAGAGGAAAAUAAGCUUUCACAAAAUUCAUAAAAAAAGAUUAUUCUAUUUAAUGGAUAUAACAAAUAGCGUCAUCAUAACUGAAAGCUAAAACUAACUAGUGUAAACAGCAGGUGGCUGAAAAGAGGGGACAAGCUUCCUUCCAAGCACCCUGACACUGUGCGUUCACGCAGUGAACAAGGUGUCCUGAGUAGCUGAGCAGGGAGGGAGGGUCGACUGCCAGAGAUGCAGCUUCACGGUCCU